This is a messenger RNA of Labrus bergylta (ballan wrasse), 984 nucleotides long. RefSeq names its product ankyrin repeat and SOCS box protein 12. The record is from RefSeq and is a predicted model, not a curated record. Gene Ontology annotation, cellular component: cytoplasm; nucleus. Gene Ontology annotation, molecular function: protein binding. NCBI's taxonomy places the organism in Eukaryota, Metazoa, Chordata, Actinopteri, Labriformes, Labridae.
CUUGCACUAGCCUGGGGUAACAUUAUGGUUCUGGGCCAAGCUGUCAACAUGAGUUUGAUGGACAUUUCCAAGAUCUUCUCCCUGCUGCAGCCUAAGGAGGAGGAUGAGGACAAUGAACAGUGCCAGGCUUUGAACAAUGCCGUGAGCAGCGACGACGUGACUCUGCUCUCUGAGCUGCUGUCUCAGGAGAGUUACAGGAGGUCUAUCAAUGCUCGGAGCGGGUGGGGGGUCCCGGUAACCCCCCUGCGCACUGCUGCAGCUCUGGGACACCUGAGGUGCUUGGAGUUGCUGUUGGAGCAUGGUGCAGAGAUUGACAGCUUGGAUGUGAAGGCCCAGACUCCUUUGUUCACAGCUGUCAGUGGGAAACAUUUAGACUGUGUGGUCGCCCUGCUGAAGGCCGGAGCCGAUCCCAAUGGCAGCCAGUACAACAACUGCUCCCCGGUGCUGACAGCGACCCGUGAGGGAGACCUGGACAUCCUCCGAGAGCUGCUGCGCUUUGGAGCCGAGCUGGACGUCAGACCUAAAGUCCCCGAGUGGGCCUCUAAUGCCACAGCCUGCAGAGGGCCUCUUUAUAUCUCCGCUGUGUAUGGACACCUGGGCUGUUUUAAGCUGCUCCUGCUCCAUGGGGCCAACCCCAACUACAACUGCACAGACGAGAAGAUGCUGGCCAGGAUUAAGCAGCCAAAGACAGUUCUGGAAGUGUGUCUGCGGUAUGGGUGCGGCGUGGAGUACAUCCAGCUUCUCAUAGACUUUGGGGCAGAUGUGUAUCUGCCCACACUGAUCAUUGACAAGACUACGAAGCAGAAUGAAGCUUUGGCACUGCUGCUCAAAGAGAGAGUUUGUCCCAAAACACUGAUGUCGCAGACUCGGCAAGCAAUACGAAGACACCUCCCCUUUGCCAAAAAGGAGCCCGCCAUUGACAGUCUGGAUAUUCCUGUUAUCCUGAGGAACUACCUGAAGCAUGACACCUCUGAACUCAUAUGA